UUUCUUCCUUUCUGUAUGUAUUGAUGUUUGUGAGAUAUGUCAAAUAAGAAAAGUGUGGUUGAAAUAGAUAAAUUUGUAAUGCCUAACACUGAUUGAAGAAACUAAUCUGUAGGCCUUUGAAGAUAACUGAUAUGGAUGACAACAUCAUAAUUCAUAGGUGACCUAUCUUAGAUGGCUUUUGUAACGCAAGAUUCCUUUUUAUGACUUCUUGUUCUUACUUUGUGUAUAUAUUGAUGUUUGUUUGAUGUAUCCAUUGAGGUCCGAACUAAGUGAGUCUAUAACAUCAAAUUACAAAAGGGUUGAAACAGUAGUAUGAAAGUUAGAAUGGCAACUCUUACAUUGAUUGAAUAAAAAAAAAUCUUUAGGCCUUUGAAGUUAGAUUUUAUAGAUGGCACCAUUAUAGAUGACCUAUCUUAGAUGGCUUUUUGUACUGUCUUUAGUUCCAAACGACUGCUCCCAAGAGCUGUUUUAUGCGACCACCCGGUGGUAUUCUUGCUCCUGGAGAAGGCCUCGUAGCCACUGUGUUCAAGUUCGUGGAGCAUCCGGAGAAUAACGAGAAACGUGUAAAUCAGGAGAGCAAGGUUAAGUUCAAGAUUAUGAGUCUUAAAGUUAAUGAAGGAACAGAUUAUUUGCCUGAGUUGUUUGACGAGCAAAAGGAUCAAGUUACUGUUGAACGUAUAUUACGGGUUGUUUUCUUGGAUCCCGAGCGUCCUAAUCCUGCCCUCGAUAAACUUAAGCGUCAAUUAGCAGAAGCCGAUGCUGCACUAGAAGCCCGAAAGAAGCCUCCACCGACUGAUACGGGCCCACGUGUGGUCGGUGAAGGUCUUGUUAUAGACGAAUGGAAAGAACGGCGGGAAAAGUAUCUUGCUCGGCAGCAGGUUCAGGCAGUAAAUUCAGGCUACAGAAUGUUAGAAGGCAAGGCAGUUGUGGGUGAGACUGAUAUGCUGCAAACUAUGCAGCAAGAUGCACUUAAUUUGGCAGCCAAAGCUCUUGAUUUCUUUGAUGUUACUGACUCAACUGAUAUAGCCCGGUUCAUAAAGAAGGAAUUUGAUAGGGUCCACGGGUCGGGUUGGCAAUGCAUUGUGGGUACGGAUUUCGGGUCAUUUGUGACCCAUUGCUGUGGUUGUUUUAUCCAUUUUUGCGUGGGAAGCCUCGCGAUUUUGCUGUUCAAAGGGUCAACGGGUCAAGACGAGGACUCAUCAUAUUGACCAAUUACAGGCCAUCAAUUAAGCUUAGCUUAAUUUCUAAUUUUCAGCUAUAUAUUCUAUACAAUGCUUUUCAUAAUGGAAUAUAUUUUGUCUUUGUCAAUUUUGUACGUACUUUUGAUUAUUCUAUUUAACUAUAUGAAAAGGCACAGUUGGGAGAAUAUUUGUGAGUAAUUACAAAUAUUGUUAAAUAAAUCGAGUUGUUUAUGAGCUCGACUCAACUCAUUAAGGCUCGUGUUCGGCUCAUUUAGUUAAAUCGAACUCGGCUCGACCUUUUAGACUUGAUAAAUAGGAAUUUUUAUAUAAUUUUUAAAAUUAUUAUCUUAUCACAGUUUGUUAAUGACUCCGACUCAAGCUUGGCUUGACUCAUGAUUUACUGCUUUAAGUGAAAUACAUCAAUUUGCAAUUUAUAUAAUGUUGAUGGUUAUUUUUAGGACAUGAUUACUG
Messenger RNA from Striga asiatica, 1652 nucleotides. Lineage: Eukaryota; Viridiplantae; Streptophyta; Magnoliopsida; Lamiales; Orobanchaceae. The record is from the annotation of a GenBank genome assembly.